UCCGGUUCGUGUCAGUGUCGUCCCCGGCAGAUCAGCAGACUUCGGCUCAGCUCGGAGAAACAGCACCGGACUGUAUGGUGGAGAACCGUUUCAUAUUCUGACCGUUUUUCUUGGGACCGGCUGUAUGAUUAAGCUACAAUCUUCAAUGAGUAAGCAUAUCCCACAGUUCUGUGGUGUUCUGGGUCGCACAUUUAUGGAGUUUCUGAAGGGCAGUGGAGACUACUGCCAGGCUCAGCACGCUGCCUAUGCAGACGAGUGAACAGCAAACCUUGCCAUCCAUAUAACUUACUUGAGCCACCGGAGGGGCCCUGGAAUUUUUACAGGACCGGGAGACCUCCCAGAACCAGCGAUAAUUCAGCCUGGAUGGGGUAAUUCCACCCGCUGCACACUGCCCUCGUUGGCUUCCACCUGGCCAGACUCAAGGUGGAACCAGCCUUUUCUUUUUUUACUUUUCUUUUGAUUUCAUCCCAAAGGAGAGGAUUUAAGUUACUUUUCUAAUUGCCUGCCACUCUGUCAACUGGCAUCUCCUUAAACUUGUCCGCCAUUUUUGCUUUUUAGCCUUGCCAACUUUUAAGAAGACAGGGGGAUCUUUGUUUUGAGCUUCCUUAAGCUCAGUGGACCUUUGUGUUUUACAUUCCCUCUAACUGUUAACGCUUGUUUUUUUUUUUCCUUUUUUGGAAAGCGUUUACGUUUUGUUAUCCAUACAGUUUUUUUUAAAUUGUUACAAUGGCUCGAAUGAACAGGCCCGCCCCUGUUGAGAUCACCUACAAAAACAUGAGGUUCCUCAUUACCCACAAUCCCACCAACGCCACCCUGAACAAGUUCAUUGAGGAGCUGAAGAAGUAUGGAGUCACCACUGUGGUGAGAGUUUGUGAGGCCACCUACGAUGCCACGCUUGUGGUAAAAGAGGGCAUUCAGGUUCUGGAUUGGCCGUUUGAUGAUGGAGCUCCUCCCUCCAACCAGAUCGUGGAUGACUGGCUGAACCUGCUGAAGCUGAAGUUCAGAGAGGAGCCUGGCUGCUGCAUCGCUGUCCACUGUGUGUCAGGGCUCGGGAGAGCUCCUGUUCUGGUGGCGCUUGCACUGAUAGAAUGUGGGAUGAAAUAUGAAGAUGCUGUCCAGUUCAUUCGACAGAAGCGUCGAGGAGCGUUCAACAGCAAGCAGCUGUUCUACCUGGAGAAAUAUCGUCCAAAGAUGCGCCUGCGCCAUCGCAACAACUGCUGCAUCCAGUAGAGCCAAACGGCCUGCCACGCCAGCCCAACAUCUCCCUACGGCCAUUACUGAGAAGCUCAUCGCCUCCUCGCUAGCGCGCUGCCUGGCAGGCCGCAUCUUUUUUUCUAGCUCUUUGUUUUUUUGUUUUUGUCAUUGUGUUGAAGUAUUUUACUUUGAAAAACCAUGUGCUGUAAUUUACCUUCCCUCUCAAAGCUUAAAGAAAUCCUAAGUGUCUGAGGGAUAACGAGUUGUGUGAACCUCAUUGCCCACAAAAUGAGGAAGGGCAGUGCUGAGUCGUAUCUUUGUGAAAUGUUGGACUUAUAGUUGUUGAGUGUGUCCCCGAGACUUUGAUUGGCCGCUGCAUUUACAUUGAAUCAAGUAUUCCAGGAAAAAGUCAUGUGAUGAAUUAAUGAUCCCUCCCCUCCCCCCAUUAUUCUCUCUUUGUCCUUGGGUUGAGUUUCAAAAGAGUAGAAAGAGUUAUGCCUUCCUUCAGACCACCUGGAUCAUUCAUAAAUGCCUUACAGUUGAAGGGACGCCGAGGCAGUCAUGCCAGGAGUCUCCUCCCGCUGGCAUCUGGAAAAGGUGUUUCAUUUUUCUACUUGGAAGAAAAAAAAAAAAAUAGAAACCUGUUGCCUUUGUCUUGUGCAGGAAGUUAUGCUUAUUCCCUUUUUCUUUAGGUUUUAAUUUAAAUUAACCUACUGUCAUGAUAUUUAUCAGUUGAACUUUUAUUCUAUUUAUCAAACCUUCUGUUUACCGUUUUACUGCCAUGUCCAAAAUUAGAUUUUUAUUUUUUUUCUUCUUCUUUUUUGAAAUUCUAGUUCAAGUUCUUUUAGCUCCAAACUGGACUUCCAUGGUCUGCGAUAAUGUGUAUGCCUUUUUAUUUGUCCAUAACUUAAGACAUGCAUACUUGAUGAUUUUAUGUAUUUGAAAAUGUGUACUAUUGUUAGGUUGGCUAUUUAUACUGUCAAUGGAUGUGUGAUUUAGUACAGUGAGCAACAAAGUUGUACCUGUUCACCAACUUGUGAGAUUGCAUUAAAUGACACUGAAAAGAC
Fundulus heteroclitus (mummichog) is the source of this 2261-nucleotide messenger RNA. It is a transcript of the gene ptp4a1, whose product is annotated as protein tyrosine phosphatase 4A1. Gene Ontology annotation, molecular function: protein tyrosine phosphatase activity. NCBI's taxonomy places the organism in Eukaryota, Metazoa, Chordata, Actinopteri, Cyprinodontiformes, Fundulidae. The transcript is spliced from 6 exons. Gene Ontology annotation, biological process: protein dephosphorylation. The record is from RefSeq and is a predicted model, not a curated record. Gene Ontology annotation, cellular component: nucleus. The coding region runs from base 727 to 1230 and encodes 167 amino acids.